GUGUUUCUUUUUCUCCAUAGGCCUUGAAGGCAUCAUAUUUUGCGUCUUAACGUCACCAGAGAAGCUUCUACAUUCAGAUAUUAGUGAGCAAGAAUAAGUCUAUUGUCGUGAUGUGCAUUCUUUCUUUGCAAGUAUGGAGUCUCAGAAUUCGAAUCUCACCUGCGCCAUAUGCCUGGAGCGUUUCAGAUACCCUGUAACCAUCCCCUGCGGCCACACUUUCUGUAAAGACUGCAUCACCACUCACUGGGACACUAAGAGCAGGUCCAACAUCGGCCCUCAGUGCCCCAUCUGCAACGAUGAGUUCCCCUCCAGACCGGUUCUGAAGCGGAACGUGUCCCUGUCGGUGCUGGCCGAGGCUGCCAACAGCACGGCUGCAUCCUGCAGGGAGCAUCCGAUUAGGUCAGGGGAUGGAGGGAGGACCAUGCUGCUGUGCGAUCGCCACAAGAAGCCACUGGUUUAUUACUGCAGACAGGACAAAAUGCCUGUUUGCUACGAAUGUGGCAUCAAAGAAUGCAUCAAUCAUGACAGAGUCCUGUUGGAGGCUGAGCGGGAAAACCAAGAGCUGCUGCUGGAGAGAAAGAGUAAGGAGGCGGAGAAACGCCUUGAAGAAACACAAAAGAAUAUAAAUGACUUGACGGAGAAUAUCAGUCACGCUAAGGUUAUUGUAGAUCAGACCUCCUCCUGGAUGAAGGUGAAAUUCUCCAGUCUGAUCAAGAUCCUGGCUGAGAAGCAGGAGGCCACGGAGCGGUUCAUCGAGGAGCAGAAACAGGAAGCCAUCGUGGAGGCGGAGACGCGGCUGGCCCGCCUCGAGGAGCGCUCCAAGAUCCUGACAGAGACCCGCGAUCAAAUGGCAGCUCUGGGCCAGCUCUCCGAUACAGACCUCAUCAGGGAAUCAACACGGGUAGAAGUGCCACAUUUCAGCGACAUCACCACAGACGUGUCGCCAAAUCUUCUGGAUCGAUUAAACGGCGUCACAGACGUUCUGACCCGAGUUUCCAAGCUGGUUUCUGAGGACCUGGAGAGAGCCGUGUGCACCGCUGUGGUUCAGGACGGCGACGGUUCUCCUCAGGAUAAGAGGCCGGUUCUGGCUGUGGUUCCCAGUCCGGCUGCUCCGUGCCUCCCAGGAGGGAAGGAAGGCCUCAGCGCCUAUCGGUGCACUCUGACCUUUGACCCUCGAACUGCCAACGAACACCUGUAUCUGUCUCAUGAGAACCGAAGGGCAGAGCACCUGACCUCUGGGCCGCGCCGUGUCCCAGCUCACGAGGCGCGCUUUGACCACACCUGGCAGGUGCUCUGCUUUCAGGGCUUUAAAAACGGACAGCACUACUGGGAGCUGGAGGUGUCCAAACCGUGGGCGUACCUCGGGGUAACCUAUGAGACCAUCCCCAGGAAGGAGAAGGGCAAGAGGUGCAUGGUGGGAAUGAACGAACUGUCAUGGAGCCUGCAGCUGGACGAGCACCAGCUCUCAGCCUGGCACAACGGGCGGCGGGAGACUCUGGCCGGCCCCUCCCACCACAGCCGCAUCGGCAUGCUGCUGGACUACGAGGCGGGGACGCUCACCUACUACGGCGAAGGCCAGACCAGGCUCCACGCCUUCCACUGUGUCUUCACCCAGGAGCUGUUUCCUGCCUGCUGGAUAGGAGAGGGCGUCAGCAUCACCCUCUGCUCCACGUGAGCCCAAACAGAAGGCGCCACUUGCCGGUUAAACACGGAGAAACUUCUUUUAUCUGUUAGAACUCUUUCUCCCUUUAAACGACUGCUGGUUUAUGACCAUCGUCUCCUGGAAACCUUCAAGCAUCUUCAUCUGAACGGUUUCAUCCUACUUUAGACCAUUUUGGAUCGAGCUCACUGCAUACGAUUUCAUUCUGCAGCCAAACAGAUGCUUUAAAGCAAAUGAUGGAAACGUCUAAAAAAAACAAAAACAUUUCAUAUCAAACUGUCUCUGCUGUAUGUUCGUAUCGACAGAUGUGAUUCAGCAGAUUGACUGCAGGAUUAAAGGAGACACUCUAACUUUGUAACCAAAGUGAGGGUGUCAUUAAUGGGUUAAACAUAGUCGUCAAGAGGAGACCUUGUGUUUAUAAAGAGCUGAUGGUUCCAGAAAUGUCCUGUUAGUCCCUCUCUUAUUUUAAUUAUUUAAAUUUGGAAACAAACUGUUUUUUAAACAACUGGCUAAAAAAAGGCCCUCAUAUAGUGGAUUUUCUCAAAUCUAGACAGGUUUAUAAUGAUCCAUACAGGUUCAAAUAUGUUCAUCCACCUCCUAUAAAAUCCCCCUUUUUAACCAGUUAACUUAUCCAACUGGUUAUCUGAGCGCUUGUCUUUGUUUCAACCAAUUGGUUAAUUUAAGGUGAUGAAUUUAAAAAGUUGUCCUCUAUUACUGCACCCCAAUAUUUAUCAGACCUCUCGCCCCCCAGUAUGAUGCAGCCACCACUGUGUUUGACAGCUGGUACAGUGUUUAUAGAUUCAACUCUUCUAAAAGGUGACUCUUCAUAAUUUCCAUCUGUCAAGCGUGGCGGUGGUAACAUCAUAAUAUGGUCUGUUAUCCUGCUUUUUGCACACACUGGAUGAAGCAAUCAGGUUAAUGUGGAACUCCUUCCCAUAAUCCCAUCUUCAGCCGUGUGGAGUUUGUUUCAGGAAACAACCUCUGCAAAGUAGAAAGGCCAAAUAUCCGUGAUGUCAGGAAGAUUCUGCUUGGAAGGAAACAUUUCAAGCCUGAAUGUCUAAAUUUGUUCAUUUUGGAGGAUUAAAAGAAAAUCAAGAUUGUGGAUUUAACUGUUUUUACAAAAGUUUUAAUGUUGUUCUACACUUGAAAAGAACUGUUCAGGUUUAUAGAUGAAAGCUAAACCUGAUAAAUUGAUGGUCAGGAUUCCUGCUGGAAACACUGGAAUAAUAAAGCCACGUAGCUUCUUCUAGUCGAACAUCGCCUCCCUACAUCUGCUGCAGUCAGAUUAGCAUUUUAUUAGAAAACUACGUUUCUGAACGUAGAGGUACUACUGAGAAACGAGUUUGGUUCUUUCAGCAUGAAUUCAGGAAGUGAUUUCUGCAGCGAGAUGCUGGAAUCAGCAGCACUUUUCCGAUGUUUUCGGCUUUGUUUACAACAAUCAGCCUUAUUUUUAGUGUUUAAUGAGCUUAGCUGUAAGCCUUUAGCAGGUCCAGGUAGCUGGGGCUCAGGAUU
Messenger RNA from Cyprinodon variegatus (sheepshead minnow), 3172 nucleotides. It is a transcript of the gene trim65, whose product is annotated as tripartite motif containing 65. Gene Ontology annotation, molecular function: zinc ion binding; protein binding. The transcript is spliced from 8 exons. NCBI's taxonomy places the organism in Eukaryota, Metazoa, Chordata, Actinopteri, Cyprinodontiformes, Cyprinodontidae. Bases 134 to 1675 code for a protein of 513 amino acids. The record is from RefSeq and is a predicted model, not a curated record.